CACUCUGGUGUUUCCUGAGAAGCUUCAGUCAGUUCCUUGUUGCUCUGACUCGUGGUUGCUGAGGAUGGACGCUCGUAUCUUCAGCCUGCAGGUCCUGACGCUCUGCUGCCUCGUCCACGGGUCUCUGCAGGGUGUGUAUCAGCGGCGUCUCUACACGGAGCUCAUGAGGAACUACAACCCGCUGGAGCGACCGGUUCACAACGACUCCCACAGCCUGACGGUUCACUUCAGCUUCUCACUGCUGCAGAUCAUGGACGUGGACGAGAAGAACCAAGUGCUGACGACCAACAUCUGGCUGCAGCUGUACUGGACAGACUUCUACCUGCAGUGGAACACGUCAGAGUAUCCAGGUGUGACCAACGUCCGGUUCCCCGACAACCAGAUCUGGAGGCCCGACGUCCUGCUGUACAACAGUGCUGAUGAACGCUUCGACGCCUCCUUCCACACCAACAUCUUGGUCAACUCCACCGGCUACUGUCAGUACCUGCCCCCAGGAAUAUUUAAGAGCACCUGUCACAUCGACGUGCGCUGGUUCCCGUUCGACGUGCAGCGCUGCGACCUGAAGUUCGGCUCAUGGACAUACGGCGGCUGGUCCCUGGACCUGCAGAUGGUCGAGGCCGACGUCACCGGGUACAUCGCCAACGGGGAGUGGGACCUCGUGGAGGUUCCCGGGCGGAGGAGCGAGCGUUUCUACGACUGCUGCCAGGAGCCGUACCCGGACGUGACCUUCACCGUGGUGAUGAGGAGGAGGACGCUCUACUACGGACUCAACCUCCUCAUCCCCUGCGUCCUCAUCUCCACGCUGGCUCUGCUCGUCUUCCUGCUGCCGGCCGACUCCGGAGAGAAGAUCUCGCUGGGCAUCACGGUGCUGCUCUCGCUGACCGUCUUCAUGCUGCUCGUCGCUGAGAUCAUGCCGGCGACGUCGGACUCUGUUCCUCUGAUCGCUCAGUACUUUGCGACGACCAUGGUGAUCGUGGGUCUGUCGGUCAUCGCCACGGUUCUGGUUCUGCAGUAUCAUCACCACGACCCUGAUGGAGGACACAUGCCUCAGUGGACUCGUGUGAUUCUGUUGAACUGGUGCGCCUGGUUCCUGAGGAUGCGGCGUCCCAGGAAGGCGAGGGUCCGCCUGGCGUGUCACAACGCCGCCAAGCGUCGCCGCGGCAGCCUGUCUAGCCUGGAGCUCAGCGUCAGCCAGGGGGCGCUGCUACACCACCCGCAGGUAACCAACGGCAACCUGCUGUACUUGGGCUGCCAGGGCGCGGAGGGUCUGCACUACGACUACGAGGAGGAGGUGCUGAGAGCAGGGGGCGGAGCCAGAGGAGGAGGAGGAGGAGGAGCAGUGGGAGGUUCUGCGCUGGAGGCGGAGCUGAACCAGAUCCUGGAGGAGGUGAGGUACAUCGCCGCGCGGGUCCGCGGGCAGGACGAGGAGGAGCAGCUCUGCAGCGAGUGGAAGUUUGCGGCGGCCGUGAUCGACCGCUUGUGUCUGGUGGCGUUCUCGCUCUUCACCAUCCUCUGCACCAUCGGCAUCCUCAUGUCGGCGCCCAACUUCGUGGAGGCCAUUUCCAAAGACUUCUUCAGCUGAGGAGGAGACGAGAUGUUUUAAUUUUCAUCAAGGUGUCGGUCCGUCUGUCAGAGAUUUUAAUCCUCUAAACCAGCUGCUCACUGUAGCUUUCAUCAAACCACGUUGUUCAUUACCACCAGACUCCGUUGACAAAAACUCUACUCAUUCAUUCUCCAUUGAAAAAGUGAAAAUUUGAUUAAGAAAAAAUGACUAAUUAUGAAUCCAGAAGAAAUUGUGAUCUAAUGUAACUCUGAUCGUUUCUCCUUCAUCACGUUCAGAUGUUUUAACAGUUUUAAUAAAGUUUUUAUUGCCAACUA
Messenger RNA from Scophthalmus maximus (turbot), 1878 nucleotides. RefSeq names its product neuronal acetylcholine receptor subunit alpha-7. The coding region runs from base 65 to 1582 and encodes 505 amino acids. Gene Ontology annotation, molecular function: transmembrane signaling receptor activity; acetylcholine-gated monoatomic cation-selective channel activity. Gene Ontology annotation, biological process: nervous system process; monoatomic ion transmembrane transport; chemical synaptic transmission. Lineage: Eukaryota; Metazoa; Chordata; Actinopteri; Pleuronectiformes; Scophthalmidae. The record is from RefSeq and is a predicted model, not a curated record. Gene Ontology annotation, cellular component: postsynaptic membrane; synapse; neuron projection. The transcript has 10 exons.